AUGCCUUCUUCAGUUCCUGCCCCCAUCCUUGCGCCAGCUUCAGUCGUGGUCACUGGCGCCAACGGCUUCAUAGGCCAGCAUUGCAUUGCAUCCUUGCUUUCCCACGGCUAUAGCGUGGUUGGGACCGUCCGCUCCGAUUCCAAAGUCACUCAAGUCCUUGCCACCCACGAAAAACACCCCAACCUCUCUGUCGUGGUCGUGGAGGACAUUUGUUCGUCAGCGUCGUAUACGUCCGCCUUGGAGUCCACCUCUCCGGCUGCUAUAUUCCGCCUCGCGGCACCCUUUCACUACAAUGCCACCGACUUUGAGAGUGAGAUGAUGAUCCCCGCCGUGCGCGGUUCUACGGCUGUCCUCGACGCGGCGAAGCAGUUGGGGACCGUCAAGCGCGUCGUGUAUGCGAGCUCCUUUGCGAGCAUCUACGACGCUUCAAAAGACUGGUCGCCCCUGUCGUACGAGGAUGGGGUGAAGGCAUCCGCGGCCGCAGUAGCCUACAGAGCCAGCAAGGCCGCUGGCGAGAGGGCGGCUUGGGGAUGGAUGAAGGAGAAUCCCAGUGUCGGGUUCGGGCUUGUCAGCCUCAACCCGGCCAUGGUGUUCGGUCCCUUACUGCCCGGCGCCAUGCCAGCCUCUCUGUGUGAGCUGAAUACCUCAAACAAAGUCAUCUGGGGUGUCGUCUCUGCAGGAGAGGAUAACGAGGUCCCGCCUACCAAGGGUCCUGUCUGGGUCAGUGUCAAGGACGUCGCUCUCGCCCACAUCCAGGCGCUUCAGGUCCCCGAAGCUAGUGGUCAGCGGUUUCUCCUUGCUGCGGGAGUGUACUGCAACCAAGAAGUUGCCGAUUUGGCACGAGAGGUAGCCACAAAACAUAAAAGUCGGAUACCUGUAGGUCGCCCUGGUGCGAGGGAAGCAGAUACGCACUUUGCGGUAGAUGCCAGCGAGACGGAAAAGAUCUUGCAAAUCAAGUGGCAGAGCCUGCGUAGUGUGUUAGGCGAAGUAUUACCACAGUUGUACGAAAUUGAGCGAAACACUAGGCAGCUAUGA
Molecule: messenger RNA, 1035 nt
Organism: Clonostachys rhizophaga
Lineage: Eukaryota; Fungi; Ascomycota; Sordariomycetes; Hypocreales; Bionectriaceae
Source: the annotation of a GenBank genome assembly